Molecule: messenger RNA, 1371 nt
Organism: Gymnodraco acuticeps
Lineage: Eukaryota; Metazoa; Chordata; Actinopteri; Perciformes; Bathydraconidae
Gene: glrx2
Product: glutaredoxin 2
Exons: 4
Coding region: 95-604 (169 amino acids)
Source: RefSeq, a predicted model, not a curated record
UUCAGCCAUAAACAGUGUAAAUAAAGGGGGAUAUCAAACGUACAGUAAGCGCCAGGGGUGCUGUGUGUUUAAGAACAGUUUGUACACUAACCGCAUGUUUCAUCCAGGCCAACACAUCGAUUACAUUUUGGCCGUAUUUUCUUUUUUAUCCAUGUUUGCUCGAGCAGGAUCUCUAUCCAGGGUGGCAUGGACCGGCUGCCGAAGAAUGGGAAAUUUUACAUCCUCAACAUCUGUGGCCGGUUCAUCAUGUGUACAGCAUGUUCAGGAGAUGGUGUCACAGAACUGUGUUGUGAUAUUUUCCAAGUCCACCUGUCCUUAUUGCAAAAUGGCCAAGAAUGUGUUCAAUGAAAUUGGUGCGACCUACAAAGUGAUUGAACUGGAUGAGCACAAUGAUGGGAGGAGAAUGCAAGAGGCCUUAGCUCAGAUGACCGGUGCCAGAACGGUGCCGAGAGUCUUCAUUAACGGAAACUGUAUCGGGGGUGGCUCUGAUACCAAACAACUCCAUCAGCAGGGGAAGUUGCGGCCCCUGAUCGAGCAGUGUGCUCCCUGUUGCGCUUCCAGCUCCGACGGCUCGGGUAGCGGACAGUUUGAGUCAGCCAAAUGACUAACCGUUCUUGUCGUUCUUUUCAAUACGGUGUUUAUGAAACAUCUACUUUAUCUCGUGUUGCAAGUUCAACAUUGCUUGAGCAUGACUAUGUUAUAUAUUUAUCAAAGUGCAUUGAAUGUUAGGCUACAUACCUUUUCAUACAGGGAUGUUAUGCAUUAAAGCUGCCAUAUUUAAAACAAAAACUGAACAUGAACGUAUGAUUCAAUUGAGGUCAUUCUUCAUAUGUUGUACGAUUAAUGUAGCUUGUCAUUUUGUUAUGAUUAGCACAUUACAUGUCGCUUGUUAGACGCUUUUAUCCAAAGCGACUUACAUACUCAAUACUGUGGGCAAUCCCCACAGGAGCAAUUUGGGGUGAAGUGUCUUGCCCAGGGACACAACGACAUGCUGACUGCAGUGGGGUUUGAACCUGUGACCUCCUGAUCCAAAUACCAACUCACAACCCACUGCACCACACGCCUCCACAUCAACUUGUAAAUGUAUUUAAACAUCCAAUGUGAAAAAUAUUAUGAUUUUGUAAAACAUUUUUUACCUAGCCGUCGAAGCAUUUGAAAAGUUUACCUGAAAUGUUAGCAGAAGCUAUGUUAUAUUCUGAAUUUCUUUGUUAAACUUAUAUCAGAUGAAUGAAAAGCCGAUUGAAUCAUGAUGCUGGUCCGUGUUAUGAAUACAAAUAUGUAUGGUUGUAUUUAUAACAACAACUCUGAAAUAUUUUCUAAAUGCCUGAAAUGUGUAUUUAUGAAUAUUAAAAAAUAUGAAUGAAACCACCA